GAGCCUUAGAGAGAAGGACUGGCACACAGGGAAGAGGGUCAGUGCUGGCAGAGAGUCAUAGGGGACCCAGCAAAGUCAUGGAUUUCCUCCUGCAGCUGGUUCUCUGCCUUCAGCUAGUCCCCUGGACCACCACUCUAGUUGUUUCUGCUUCUACGAGACCUGAUGAGAAAUUCCCCCCUUUCUUCUACACGCCUCCUAGGCUGUCUCCAAGUAGCAGAGGGAUGGUUUCUCCUGAUCAGUCCUCCCACCCAGAAACCACAUGUAACUUUGGGUGGAACUGUUCCUGGGUUUCAUCGACCAAUGCCUCUGGAAAACCUGACUGGUUCCUGUCUUCAGUUGUUGUUCUGACUUCUCAGGAGCACCAGCAGAUUAUAGAGAACAACUCAUCAAACAGAAAACUAGAAGGGGAAAUUCUUCUCCUGAACACUAGCAGGAUCUCAGACAGGUGCAAGUUCAGCCUCCGCAGCCCACUCCUGCCUUGGAGCUCAAGUUCCUGUCUCUUGGAGUUGGCCGUGCAUUCACAAGGUGUCUCUCUAGGAGCACUCUCUGCUGAAAUGAGAUAUGUGGACACUAAUCAGAGUGUAGCCAUUCAUCUGCAAGAAAGACGUGAGCAGGAUGCCUGGGUGAAGUGGAAAGUGCUCAUCGGUUCAGUUGGAGAAAUGGAAAGGCCCUUUGAGAUCACUUUGCUGUAUUCAAGCUGUGAAGAAAAGAGUUCUGGGCUUUUGGCACUGGGCUCUUUGCAUCUCAGAAAUUGCUUUCAUGACAAAGGAGUUCCACAUAUUUCCCAAUACGAGAAGGGUUCUGCCGCCCUGUGCCCACAAGAGGGCUGUGUCAGCAAACUUCAGGUCUGUGAUUUCAGUACCAGUUGCCCCAUGGAAGAAGAAGGUGGAUCCAUCUGUGACCAUCUACCGGAAGGGGCACAUUGUUCUUUUGAGGAAGGUCCCUGUGGCUGGACAUUGGGUGGCAAUGUGAAUUUUUCAUGGUCUGUUCAUGGCUUUUCAAAGAAGCAGGAAGACCCGUUUGGAGCGUCUGCCUUACACGCUACUGGAGGUCACUUUUUGUAUCUGCGUGUAGACAGCGAGCACACAGAUGGCGUUGCCUGGGAAUAUAGUCCUAGACUCCCAGUUAGUCUUGCAAAUGGAGCCUCCCAGCUCCAGUUCUCAGCCUACGUUUUUGGCAAUUACAAUGGCACCAUCUCACUCAUUGUCCAAGAAGAAGGAGACAGAAUUGGUGACACGUUGCUGUUGUGGGAAAGAACAGGGAGCUGGAGUGAUCACUGGUAUCUUAUAACCUUGGAAAUGCCAAGACUUCAAAACUACUUUCGGUUGCAGAUCCGGGCCACUUGGGGUUGGAAUUCGCAAGCUGACAUUGCAGUCGACAAUAUUACAUUUGGUCUAGACUGUUCCUCUAAUGGGGAAGCGCCUGCUCCAGGCUGGUUGUUUACAUCCUGUGGGGCCAGUGGGCCUCGAGGGCCAACUCAAGCACAGUGUGACAGUGCCUACCGCAACACCAACAUUUCCGUGACUGUGGAGAAAGAGGGACAGCUGCGAGGGGUGCAAGUGUGGAGAGUGCCAGCAUCAAACCGCUAUACGAUUUCUGCAUACGGAGCAGCUGGAGGAAAUGGAGCCAAGAACCACUACAAGCGAUCCUAUGGGGUCUUUAUUUCAGCCAUCUUCAAAAUGGAGAAAGAUGAGCUCCUCUACAUCUUGGUGGGGCAACAAGGGGAAGAUGCCUGUCCGGGGAGCAAUUCUCAGACUGAGCAGAUCUGCCUGGGGGAAUCAUCAGAAAUUGAAGAUGAGUACAAGAAAGAAAGAGGACUGACUGAAUGGGCAGGCGGAGGGGGUGGAGGAGGAGGAGCAACGUACAUCUUUAGACAACAGAAGAAUGGCGCAUUCGAACCUUUGCUUGUAGCGGCAGGAGGUGGAGGGAAGGCUUACAUGAAAUAUCAGGAUGGCUCCCUGGAUGAUAUGUUCUUGGAACAGUAUGUGAACAGCACAGCAGUCCCUGGAGUCAGUGGGAGGACUGGGGCAGCAGGUGGAGGUGGUGGCUGGGAAGAUACCACCAAGUUUCCUUGGGCUGGGAAAUCACUUCUGGAGGGUGGAGAAGGUGGUGAGGCCUGCCAGCAAGCUCUAGAGAAACUUCAGUGGGCCACCUCUGGUGGUUUUGGUGGAGGAGGAGGAGCUUGUACAUCUGGUGGAGGAGGUGGAGGCUACAAAGGUGGCCACGCCUCUGAAGCUGAUGACAUCACAGCUGAUGGACGGCAUGGUGUUUCCUUUGUGAAUCCAGCUGGGGAAGUCUUCCUGGGUCCCUUGGCAGUUAUGGAGAGUCAUGGCGAGGUGGAGAUUGAUAUCUACGUGAAUUGCAGCCACUGCCAGUCAGGUAUCUGCAAGCAGGCUCCUGAUGCCCACCUGCCCAUCUGUAUUUGUGCAGUCGGGGCCAUCUUGGCCAGUGACAAUGUAUCAUGCACAGUUCUCCGUGAGCCUAUCCCAGAAGGACAACUGCCUCUCUCACUCCUCCUGGCUGUGAUUGCUGUGAUUGUGGUGCUUGGAAUGGCUCUCACUUGCGGCAGCCUGUCGUUUGUUUAUCAUCAUAAGAAGCAGCAGCUUGAAGGGGCCAGGGCCCGUCUCCAAAGCCCAGAAUAUAACCUGAGCAAAAUCCGCACUUCCACUAUCAUGACGGAUUACAACCCCAACUACAGCUUCGCGGGAAAGGCAGCCAGUCUCAGCGAACUCAAGGAGAUCCCACGGAAGAACAUCUCCCUUCUCCGGGCACUUGGACACGGGGCAUUUGGUGAAGUUUACAAAGGAACAGUGGUCGGAAUCACCGGGGAUCCCAGCCCACUACAAGUGGCUAUCAAGACGUUGCCAGAAAUCUGUUCUGAACAGGACGAGAUGGAUUUCCUAAUGGAAGCACUGAUAAUCAGCAAGUUCAGUCACCAGAAUAUUGUGCAGUGUAUUGGGGUGAGCCUGCAGACCUUGCCUCGCUUCAUCCUGUUGGAGCUUAUGACUGGUGGAGAUAUGAAGAGCUUCCUUCGGCAGAACCGGCCUCGGGUGAAUCAGCCAUCCACUUUGGCAAUGCAGGACCUGCUGAAUAUAGCCAGGGACAUUGCUUGUGGUUGCAAGUAUCUGGAGGAGAACCACUUCAUCCAUAGGGAUAUCGCUGCAAGAAACUGCCUUCUGACUUGCACUGGGCCAGGGCGAGUAGCUAAAAUUGGCGACUUCGGAAUGGCCCGGGAUAUCUACAGGGCAAGCUACUACCGCAAAGGAGGGAGAGCCAUGCUCCCAGUCAAGUGGAUGCCUCCAGAGGCUUUCCUGGAAGGAAUAUUCACCUCCAAGACUGACACCUGGUCCUUUGGAGUUCUGCUUUGGGAGAUCUUCUCCCUGGGCUAUAUGCCUUACCCUUGCAAAACCAACCAAGAAGUGCUGGAGUUUGUCACCAGUGGGGGGAGAAUGGAUCCACCCAAGAACUGCCCAGGGCCGGUUUACCGGAUCAUGACGCAGUGUUGGCAGCAUAGUCCCGAGUACCGACCCAACUUCUCCACCAUUCUGGAAAGGAUCAAGUACUGCACACAGGACCCUGAUGUGAUCAAUACAGAGCUGCCCAUUGAAUGCAGCCCAACACCAGAGGAUGAAGGAAGCACUACGUUGCAUCCAAACAGUUCCACAGGGAAGGUUCCUUUGCUGGGGAAUUCUCCCCUUACCCCGCAGACGAACUUCAUAACAUUGGAAGACCAUGAUUCAGGGAACAAAUAUGGGCAGUGUCCACAGGAGCUGCUGGUGGAGAACCUUGGUAACUGGAUAGCCAGAGGAGCUAGCACGCCUUCCUCCAGUGAUUCCAGCAAUGGGACCCAGAUCCAGAAACUGGAGUCUGCCAGCCAGCCAGCGUACAAGCUGAAGAAUAAAACCAAAAAUCUUUGGAACCCAACUUACGGAUCCUGGGUCCUGGAGGGUGUUUGCCAACCCAGCUCCAAACUCAACACAACGCAAGAGCGGGAAGAUUCGGGGUUUGAUGGGAACUGCAGUUCCUCCCCUAGUUCUCGGGCAUCACCUUCAUGUCCGAGCCAGAACCACUCUCCUCACAUCGAUAUUGGAGGGAUUGAACUGGUGAAGCUGCAGAAUUUCCCAUGUGGCAAUGUGAACUACGCUUACGAUGAUCUCUGCUGCGAAACAGGCAGGUCUUUGCCUCUGGCAGUGGAGCCAACCACAGUUUUGAGGAGUGCCAGCCUGCACAGAGACGGCAAGCUUUCCUUUAAGCCAGAAAAAACCUCAAGAGAGAGAGACUCUGGUCUCUCCUUAUCUGAUGACCUGAGUGUUACGCCUGUAUAACAUGGAACACUUUUUCAAAGAGUUGGGCCUCCACUCUGGGGCCGUGUCUGCAAGAACAAUAAAAAAUGUUCUCCACCCCCUACCCCGGUCUUCCUCCCUCCCUGUUCUAGGAACAGAUGAAUUAAUGUUGUCUUGCUCUGGCCUCCAGCACAUGCCCAAUGAGUACUUGAGGCUGGUUGACUCCAAGCUACUGGUGUCAAUGGUGGCGGCUGCAGGAUGCAAUGAAGUUACUGUUGCAAUGAAUGGUUCAGGGUCCAGUGGUCCACGGAGGUGUUCACAUUCACCCAAUCACCUCCUUGAAAAAUGGUCUCUUCCCUCAUAUGAACUAGGUAGGUUCAUAUGGCAGAACCGUGAGCAACCUAUGGUGGUGGUCUGCAAAAUGUGGUUUCCAGCUGACUCACCACUCACAACCAAGCAGGAAAUAAAAUCAGCUGGGUUUGCCUUGGACUCAGUAGCUGAAAACAUGUAGUAAGUAUAACAAAGACAGAGAGGAGUCUACGCAAGGAAACAGAGCCAAAGUUAAGAAGGGAGCAGAUCACAAUUGCAUUCUUCGGGAAGAGCAUCAAAAACUGAGAAAACUAAAGAAACAAGUGGUUGAGACCAUAUUUUUUUCAUUACUGAAAGAAGUUGCUUUGCACCACAGAAACUAACUAGUUUGGUUAUUGAUGCCUGACCUGUGGAGUCUCAGGAGUUAGCCUGCUUUGUCUGCAAUGAACUGGACGUUUCCUUUUAAUGGACUUCGUUUACGCAGAACUCUGCUCAACGGUAGCAAUUCACACUCCAGUAGGAAUACUUUUUUGUAAGCUGGAAAUUUAGAGUUCGAUUUUUAUAAAUGUAUAUAAUAUUCAAAGUUCUUCUAUGGUGAAAUGUGACAAAGGCUGUUAGCUUGAAGUAAGGCCAACAAGAAGUAUUUUAAUUCUGAAGGGGAAUCCUGACUUAAUAGGUAAAAUGCUGGUGUUUGUUUGGGUCAUAUAUACAAAAUAGCUUCUAGAGGUAGGUAUAUAGACUCAGCAUUGGUGAGGUAAACUGAGGAGAGGUGAGUUGGAAACCAUGUUGGUCUACUGCAGGAUAUAAUGAGAGCUGCUGAAUUAGAAAGGCCCGCUAUUGCACAAGUUAAUUCAGGGACACAUAAACCCUUUUACACAAGAAAGCAUCCAACAUAAGUGUCAUUCAGAGCUCUCAUUGGCUUCAGAGUGUUGUGAAUGCUUGUGCAUCUCACACAUUUGAAAUGCAGGUAGUGUUUUGCCCAAUGUAAAAUAUCCUUCAAAGAGAGAUGUUUGAGACAUGUCUAGGGAACUACGUCCUCUGAAAGGCAGUUGCCCAUGUCCUCUCAUUGACUUAAUCUAUACUACCUUUAGGUCUUUCAUAGAAAUCAGCUCACCCAAAACAUGUACACAAAACUGGCCACAGAAUGCACGAGAAGACCCAUUUUCAGUGCAUGUGCUCAAUUUCUGCUGCGACAGAUGACUAGGCCAACUGGCAGGGAAGUGGGAAAGUCGAGAGCUGAAAAAGUUUUCCAUGUCACACCAGCAAAAUAGUAAUGAUAAUGAUAAUAAGUUGUUUGGUACAGGCUUUUUCUGUAGAUAUAAAUAGUCUUAUCAUUCACUUGUUUAUUUAGUGUCAGCAGGUGGUAUAUAGAAUGAUCACUUUCUUCAAUCCUUUUCUGCUACCUCUUCCAAACAUCAUUUAGUAUAGACCAUUUGAAAAAUGAACUUGUAUUGAAAGAAAUCACAUUCAUGAAGAAAAUAUGCAUUUCCACACUUUAAUUACCAAAUGAAAACUGUGUACAGCAGAGCUUUCCAAACUUUUCAUGUUGGUGACACACCUUUUUAGACAUGCAUCAAUUUGUAAUCGUGACACAGUAAUUCAGUUUUACUAACGAACAGGAGGUUAAACUAACUGCUUUACAGCUCCUGGAGGAGCACAGGGAGCAUUUGUGUGACACACCUACACACUGCAGCUAACAGUUUGGAAAGCUCUAGGAGAUGGGAAGUCAUUAAUGACUUCUCAAGUACAGGUCACAGAAAGACAAAAUCCUUGCUACUACACAAUGCCUUUUCUCCUGACCUUAACCUAACCUGCAGCAAAAAGCCAUGACAUUUCUGCAAAUCAGCCCAGGGAACAUGGUCCACAAAAGGGCCCCUAAUUGCCUUGUCUGUUAUCCUGCUUAUCAGAGCUGACUGUGUGCCUCUUUGACCUUUUCCCUCACAAAAAUAGCAUCCCUGUUAAUCCAAACUCUGUGAACAUUUUGUGUAUAAUUUUAAGCACACUUAGAGGAAACAAGGGCCACUGAAAUCAAUAGGACUUAACUUCAGAACUUUUAGUCUCUUAUUACGAUGAUGUGAUAGUUUUUCAGACCAAGGGGCGGGGGAACAGCUUUGCUGUACCUAUUUUGUGCGAAGCUUUCCAAAACUACAAAAGGCAGAUUCUUCAUGUUUGGCUCAGCUUUUUUUCCUUUGGGUGGUUCUCAAACAUUGCAUUAUGCUAAGGUCGUUUCACCUAUUUACUUCCUUAUAAUUUGAUAGGUAAUAUAAAUCAUAUGUAUAUUUGCAUGCCGUUUUAAUCAUAGAUGUCAUGAUCUUGCACCAUCCUCGUUGACACAAAUGGGCACAUUUCCAUGGGACUCUUAGAAUUGAAUCAGACCCAAAUACAUCCGUCAACAAAAAAGAUUUCAGUCACAUGACAGCAGGUGGCACGUGUGAUUGAGCGAGCGAGAGAACAAACUGAUGGUACAAAAGUAGAGAGCACUCUCAAAGCCUAGCUUUACAGUUCUUUUCUCCUUAGUUUAACUCAAUUAUUUUCCAAGAAUUCCUUUAGUACUGUUCUUUUGGGAAAAUAGCUCACGUGGUUUCCAUGUUAUAUCUGUGUGAUACAAGUAUAUAGACUUUGUAUUGGCACCGUUUGCUAGAGGAGGGACUUUAUAACGAAGAUACCAACAACAAAAUGAAUUAAAAUUGUUAGUGCCUCCCCAGGUAAAGGUAAAGGGACCCGCGACCAUUAGGUCCAGUCAUGGCCGACUCUGGGGUUGUGGCGCUCAUCUCGCUUUAAUGGCCGAGGGAGCUGGCGUACAGCUUACGGGUCAUGUGGCCAGCAUGACUGAGCCGCUUCUGGCGAGAGCAGUGCAUGGAAACGCCAUUUACCUUCCUGCCGGAGUGGUACCUAUUUAUCUACUUGCACUUUGACGUGCUUUCAAACUGCUAGGUGGGCAGGAGCAGGGACCGAGCAACGGGAGCUCACCCCGUCAAACUGCCGACCUUCUGAUUGGCAAGUCCUAGGCUCUGUGGUUUAACCCACAAGCGCCACCCGCGUCCCCAACCCAACCCCAAAAUGCAAUUCCUGUGAGGUAUGCCUGGUUGCAUCUUGAUUCAUCCCAAGCAGGUCACUUCCUUUUCUACUAAUUUCCCCUCGACUUGUGCUAUUCUCUCUUGCUCCGUUCUGCCUCUUGCUAGGCUGAAAAACCCAGCUUUCCUUUAAAUUGGGCAGUGAUCGAUCCCAUUUCCUCCCUUGCCUUUUCCACACUGGCACAAACAAUCCAAACAGAGUUUUCUAUGAUGGCGCUAAGAGAGCUUUGAUACUCUUCACGCUUUUAUACUUACACAAAUUGCUUUUGAUUUGCGAUUACCUCAAAGAAUGGCAGCACACACAGCUUGCCAUCUUGCCCUUUGGGGGUCACUGUAAAUAUGUAAACCACAUGCCUGCUUCUAUGCAAUUUGAAAUCAGAUAAAAGCGUAUACUUCUAUAUUUGCAACACAUAAAUAAAGACAUCCUAACACA
Podarcis raffonei (Aeolian wall lizard) is the source of this 8099-nucleotide messenger RNA. RefSeq names its product leukocyte receptor tyrosine kinase (gene LTK). Gene Ontology annotation, molecular function: transmembrane receptor protein tyrosine kinase activity; ATP binding. The record is from RefSeq and is a predicted model, not a curated record. Gene Ontology annotation, biological process: regulation of neuron differentiation; protein phosphorylation; regulation of cell population proliferation. The coding region runs from base 78 to 4325 and encodes 1415 amino acids. Lineage: Eukaryota; Metazoa; Chordata; Lepidosauria; Squamata; Lacertidae. Gene Ontology annotation, cellular component: signaling receptor complex; membrane. The transcript is spliced from 28 exons.